AAACAAGAAGCGAGGGGGAAGGCUGACUUCAUACUACGGAAGCAAAACAAUACGAGGCAGCUGGAGCUUAAAAGUUUAAGGAUUUGCUGGUAUAUCCUGAUCUUCCCGCCAGAAGGAUGCAGACAGCCCCUAUUCGAAUCCCAACUGGUUCUUGGGAUAUAUCCGACUUGGAAGUGCACAGGCAGGAAGAAAAUAGUCACAGUGGUAGUAUCCUUACUGAAAGAUCCAGUCAAGGCAACAUAUCAACACGAAGUCUUCAAGAAGCACUCCAGAAUACGUGGGCACAUGGACCCACCCCAGAGGAGAAACUUCUGAUAGCUCAAGCUAUGGCUGAAGAGUUUAUUCAAAAUAAAGAGGUCCCAAGAGCCAUGAAUGAGCUGAUACGAUGUGUAGCUUUGUCCAGGCUAGUGUAUGGGGAUGGACACUGGCGGCUUGCUGAGUCAAUUGCUAAUGUUGCUCAUGGAUACUUGAAACUUCAGGGACUUCCUGCCCAGGCACUGCAGCAUGCCGAGUCAGCCAGAGAUAUUAUGCUAGGUGGAGUAGAUUUCCCAGGUCCUGAAAUGGAAAAGAAAGAACUGCUGAACACAUUAAUAACCACGUACUACAGUCUGGGGAUGGCUCACCUCAUCCAGAAAAAUGUGCAGGAAGCUCAUCGUAAUCUGCAGAAAACUGAGAAGAUCAUGGAGGAGUUGCAGCGACUGAACAGAACUGAGGAUAGGUCACAACGAGUCUCAGAAAAAGAUCUAGCAGAGGCUCUGGGCAGGGUUUCCAUUUUACAGAACAAACCAGCCUCGGCUGUAGUGUUCUUUGAAAAAGCUGCUGCUCAUGUGAAUGCCAAUCAAGGGCAGGACAGCCCAGAACUAAUUAAGAUUUACCAGGAAAUGGCAAAAGCUGAGCAGAUGAGAGUCCGACAUGAAGAGGCCAUAGAGCACCUACUUCAGGCUUACUCAAUGGCUGUAGCCCUUUUCAAGAAGGACAGUACUGAAGCAGCUCAAGCAGCAUUAGUGCUGGCAACUGGCUAUGUUGCCGCUGGAAAAAAAGAAUACAAUAAGGCUGCAGAACAGUAUUUUAAUGAAAGUAUAAGUACAUAUCAGUCGGUGCUGGGUCCAGAAAAUCCACAAACUAUGUAUUCGGUGGAUGGUUACAGUAACUGGCUGAUUCAAACAGGAAGGCAGGAGGAGUCUUAUGAACUAUUAAGAAGUACAUUACAGUCCAGGAAAGAAGCUUUUGGUGACUACAGUGAUUCCAUGGCUGAAACCUAUAGUGUCAUGGGCAGCAUUGCACUUGCAGGAGGGGAAGUAAAAAAAGCAUACAAACUCCUCAGAAAGUGUCUAGAAAUUCAGAUGGUAUUGUGUGGGAGUCAGCACAAAAAAACAAGACGGACUCAACAAAUGCUGGACAUGUUACAAAAGUCUCCAGCUGUAAGCACAAACAACAGAGCAACAUACAAUCAGAAUUGAACAAGGACCCAUAAUGAUCACUGGAAAUGGCAGAUUAUUUUUUAAAAACUUUUCAGAUUCACCAAUCCCACAUAUAUAUAUAAGAAAAGAAAAUGUUGUUGAUUAUCAAACUUAAUAGCUGUCAUUACUAUGUAUGUGGAUACAAGUGCAUUAAGGACAUGUUUAGAGAACUGUAUCGAUUUGAAAUGACCAUUGUGUCAGAGCUACAACCCUUCAAGGGUGUAACCAAUACCUAUGAAGAGAAACUUGGAGGAGGGACCCAGCCUGGACAUGGCCAUUAGUGGUGGAUGAAGCGUGAUGAGGCAAACUAGCCCCAACCGAAUCUCCACCCUUGCCCAUGGAGCGCACAAGACAGUGUUGCAGUCUGUAGAUCCUCAGCCAAGGCUGGCAGCAUUACAUCCAGCAUGUGUUUUUGUGGAAUUCUCACAUGUAAAAGCGGAAGUGUGCCUAGACUGUUUCAGCAUCUGUUGUUUAUGACUGUGAAAUGUGUUUUAUAUAAUACUAUAACCAAAUUGUUUUCUGAAAAGGGUUUCAAAUGGUGUCAGCGUUUUUUUCAUUAAAAAUCAGCGUGAAAAGCACAGACAUUUUUUUUCCAGAUGUCCCUCAGUAAGCAGCAGACUUUACUUUAGACGUGUAAAAGUGGUCAGAGCCUGCAGUGUUCCCUUUGUAUCUGGAAAGCUAAUGUAAAAAAUAUAUCUCACUCUAGCUGUUUGAAAACCCCCAAGACAAUGCCUCAACUGAUCCUGAAGUGAGACCAUCCUGCAGGACCAUUCUGUGAAAAUAGAAACUAACUGCAAAAUUCUUAAUGUUUUAAUUGGACAUUUUCUUUCAAAAAAUGUUUUACAACUAAUUUCUAAGCCAGUUCUUUAUAUAUUCCCUUCCUGCUCCUGGUUAUUACCCCAUCUGACUCCAAAGAUUAACAUGGCAUGUAAUGUGCAGCACAGAAUGCGGAAGGCUGCGGUGCCAUACAUUAUAUGCUUAAAUUAAUUGACUGAAACAGUGAGUAGAGGGGACCAGAGCUAGCUGAGACAGGGUUUUAGAAGAUGAUGAAGUUUCAUUUCAUCAUUCAUUUUCUACAGUUGCCCUAUCAAACAUUUCUUACUUUAAACAUCUCUGAGCCAAGGGAUGAAUUUAAAGGUCAAAUAUUGCUGAAUCUAGAGAUGUGACAGUUUUUCAUUAAAAGGGUUCUGCUUCUGUUUUUCAUAUUGUUCAAAUUACCCUGUCUUGCUGGUCUUGUAUUUUUUUUUU
This is a messenger RNA of Polyodon spathula (Mississippi paddlefish), 2708 nucleotides long. RefSeq names its product tetratricopeptide repeat domain 23 (gene ttc23). Bases 117 to 1460 code for a protein of 447 amino acids. Gene Ontology annotation, molecular function: protein binding. The record is from RefSeq and is a predicted model, not a curated record. The transcript has 12 exons. NCBI's taxonomy places the organism in Eukaryota, Metazoa, Chordata, Actinopteri, Acipenseriformes, Polyodontidae.